Sinocyclocheilus grahami is the source of this 3900-nucleotide messenger RNA. RefSeq lists its product as uncharacterized. The record is from RefSeq and is a predicted model, not a curated record. The transcript is spliced from 9 exons. The coding region runs from base 154 to 3456 and encodes 1100 amino acids. Lineage: Eukaryota; Metazoa; Chordata; Actinopteri; Cypriniformes; Cyprinidae.
UUCAGUGUCCGUGAUCACGUGAUUGCCGCAGCCGAAGGAGAGCGCAGAGCGACUCGAGGAGAACGUCUCUUUUGCGCACCUUUAUUUGACAGCAUGCAUUUCACAGAGAGUGGGACAUUAUUCUGAAGGCUGUGCGUUAACUGUGUGUCACGCAUGAAUAUGCUGCGCUUUAUUCUGGACUGUCUGCGGCCGGCACGAGCUCGCGCUGCAGCCGCUGCCAGAGACACGGAGCUUGAGGCUCAGGUCAACACUUCAGAUGAGAAUGAAAUCAAGGGUCUGCAGGAUGAGGUGCACAUGGAACAGGAGACCCUUCAGACGGUCAAGGCCUUGCGCCGUAACACGCAGGAGACCGUGGAGAUGCUGGAGGACAGGAAGACACAGCUGAAGGAAGAACUGAAGAUCAUCUAUGACCUCCAGAAACAGGAGAGGGAAGUGCUGCAGUCGCUGCAGGAGGAGCAGCAGGAGCUGGAGCAGACCGCGCAGCAGUAUGAUGUUGAGCUGUGUGCCGCGGCCGAAGAUCUCCUGCAGCUCCAGCGGGAAGUGGCUUACGCUAAAGCACACGCAGAAAGCCUGCAUCUACGGGUCACUCCGCUGCAGGACUUAAUCGAGGAGAUUAUACAGGUCACAGUUAAAAAGAAGCUGGCUGAGCUGGUUGCUGGCCUCAUAACCGGUGAAAGUUCAGUGGCUGAGAUGACAGAAGAAGCUCCUUGUGUCGGUUUGGAUCAGGCGUUGGAAGAACACAUGGAUGAUGUAGAAAGCGAGUGUAAUCAUGUCUACAGUGAGAAGAGCAAGUCCAAACCGGAAAGAGAGGAAGUGAAUGAUGUCGAGCAAGAGAACACUGUAGAGGAGCUCAAUAAAAUGCAGUGUUCAAUGGAGAACUUGAAGAGCAGUGGCUCAUCGUCUUUCACUGAGAUCACACUGACAGAGGUCAAAGAGGAGGAUGUUAUGUUCAGAUCAACCACUCCGCAGUCUGACUCUUCUGACAUGGAGAAGGAGGACUUUGAGAUUAUUCAUCCCAGUCAGACGACAAACAAACAGUUUGACUUCUUCCAUCCAAACCCCUUCACUGAUGGUGAUGUAUUUGGAGAGGACCACUUUCCAAAGGUUGACGUAACAGAGCAAUUACCCAGGGACCCGUUUAAAGGCACAGACCCUUUCGCCUCUGACUCUCUCUUGGUUAACAUGUCAGAAGAAAAGUAUUGUCAGGAUGACUUCAUCCCUGCAGAGAACAGUCUUCCAGAAACUAUACACUAUCACCAAUCCGUCGUUAAAGACUACGGUACUUUUAACACUCCCGUCAACUUGCCACCAGAUACUGAUAGCACACAGUCCACUGGAAAGCGUGACAGCGGUGUGUCCAUGUCCACUGAAAGCAGGAGUCUCAAAUCUUGCAGCGAUAAUGGGUCUGAGCUUGGGACAAACGCCACACAAGACCGAAAUCAUGAUGCUGUGCAACCAGAUCUAUCCGUUGAAGCUGUUAGUCCUCAGUUCAAUGACGAGUGUGUCCAUGAAUCAGACUCUAGUCACAGUUCUACAGUGUUUAAUUCCUUCGAUGCCGAUUCCAAUGUAUUCGCUGAAGAGGAGGAGGAGGACAGGGUUGACGUACAGGCUGGAUCCGGUUUAAUUAAAAGAGCUAACUCUCUGUGUGGUCUGCAGAGCAUCAUCGCAGGGUCCUAUACAGGGUUUCCUCUAAGUCCAUGUGACCCUGAUCCUCUCCCAGGCGAUUUCCAGAAGACCUUUGAACAUCAUAUUACCACUUCUGAACUAAAUGCUGCGAAUGACAAAGAACUCAUAAAAACUGAGAGUUUAUCUCCAGAUGAUAGUGCAGGUCCUCUGUGUGAACAGUUGCAUGAUAUAAACAGUAGCUCUCCUUCCAUUUCUCCUUCUCAACCUUCUGCUUUAGACGAAUACGACUACAAAUAUGGAGAUAUGUUCUUCUUCACUGUGAGAUUAGAUCCCGGUAGCCCUGAACUACAUAAUCAAAGUCCAGUUUGUCCUGAACACAAUUAUGUAAAGAAAGAGGAGUCCAAUUGCCAAAUUAAUUGGCAGGACACCUCUUUGAGCCCUGAAUUUAAUGAUGCAGAUGAAUUUGAAUGCUCCAGUCCAAAGCCUGAAGACACAGAACAACGCAACCAGAUCACUAACGACGAGAACGAAGUGGAGGUGGAAAUCGCUAAACAUGAUGAAAUAUUAGUGCCUGAUUCUGAAAAGGUGGUUUUAGAUAUCCCAUGUCUUACAUUUAAUGAUUCAAAUGCUUGCCAAAGUGUGCUUGAUUCAGAGUGGAAUGACCAAUGGACGGCAAAUCCAGAUGUAGCUGAACCUGUUCCUGAUUCACCCAUCCUGGACACGGAAAGCAAUCCGCCAAAUUCUACAGCUCAAGACGUCUUUUGUCUGUUUAGUAACACAGAAACAUCAGCUACUGACCAGUUUUAUGCCAAUAAACAACUCAGCCCUGAAUCUAGCAGUUCACCACACAAACCUUCUUCCUCUGAAGGCUUGGCCAUGAGUAAACUUGAACUCCAGUAUUUUGACCCAUUUAGUCCCAUACCUGCUGAGCCGGUCGAAGGCGUAUCUGACUUAGAAGAAAUGAACACUGUUAACUCAUUCUGUCAUGAAGCUCCAAGACUAGAUUCUGGUUACCAUGAAGUUGGUACUCCUACUCCUUUUAGUCCAGAACCUGCUGACAAAACCAAGUGUAGCAUUGAUCUUCAAGGCCCAGGUUUGGGAGCUAGGAAGCAGAGCAACUCUGAAAUCCACGUCCCUGAUCCAUUUAGCCCCGAAUCCGUCGAUACAGGGAUAUUUGACUCGGAAACGGAAAACUGUGAGUCUGGUUAUAUGAUAAGUACAUGCCAACUCUUAAGUCCUCAACCAGUUUACACAGAUUUAAAUAAUCUGGAGGAGAAGCAGAUGUCCUGUGACGUGCUAAGUGAUCAUCUCAGUGGAUCCGAACAUGAUGAUUGUUACCCCUUUGGUUCUUGUCCAUCUAAUGAAGAGAGUUAUGCUUAUAGUAGUGAAGAAAAACUCAUUGAACCAGUCCGAGAAGGAUAUGAUGCUUCAGGAGAAUCCAAACCUUGCUCUAUAGUGUCAAAUGCUAGUGGUUCCUCUCAAGUAUUUCACUGUGGUUCGGUGUGGGGAACCUCUGAAAUGAGCUUUCCCGACUCUGAAGUGCUUGGCCCAAUGAAAAACAACAUUUUUGAUUUUAAUACAAUGGAUGUUGGCUCAUUUGUGUCCAACGAAAGCCAAGAAGCUGAAGAGGCUCAACACGGUGCUGGAAAAGUGACGAAAAACGCCGACCUGUCUGAAAUUGACUAUUUCUGUUCUGAGCUCAGUAAAAUGGUAUCCUCAAGUUCGUCUGAUUCUGUUCAGCAAAGUGUUGCUGAGAUGUUAUUCGGCGCUGAUCCCAACGCCUCAAGCUUUUACCCCUGGGAUUUUGAAAAGCCACAACACAGUUGUUAGUUUUCACACCCAUUGUGCUUUAAUCGCUCUCAUUAAAUCACGGUUGCAUUUUCACAUGACUUUCCAUUGUUACAUGGAGAAAAAAGAAACUAAUUGUCUAAGUGUAAACAUUUGUAAAUGUCAGAGUGUCUAAACUUAAUGCGAUUCACUUUUGUAGCUGCAUUUCUAAUUGUUGUAGUCUUUCCAUUAUUUUAUUUAUUUAUUUUCAAAUGCCAAUUAUAACCAAAUACUAACUGCUGAUAUGUAGCAUAAUAAAUAUGUAACAUUUUAAACUUCCUCUGUUGGACUUUGGAGUUACGUCCAUUCAACAUGAAUGCUGAGAUUAUUUUCACUAAAUGCAUUUGGAAGACAUAUUCAAAUGCAGUGCAUGUAUCGUAUAUGUGUGUACAGAUAGCAAGUGACAUUUAUCAACAAAUUAAUUUUUAGUAAAUGGACAGAUGUGGA